This is a messenger RNA of Emiliania huxleyi CCMP1516, 492 nucleotides long. RefSeq lists its product as hypothetical. Gene Ontology annotation, biological process: glycolytic process. Lineage: Eukaryota; Haptophyta; Isochrysidales; Noelaerhabdaceae. The transcript has 2 exons. Gene Ontology annotation, molecular function: intramolecular phosphotransferase activity. The record is from RefSeq and is a predicted model, not a curated record. The annotation marks the transcript as partial.
GAGAUACCGCUCUCCGAGUGCCUCAAGGACACGGUCGAGCGGUGCCUGCCGUACUGGGAGAGCGACAUCACGCCGGCCCUCAAGCGCGGCAAGACGGUGCUGGUGGCGGCGCACGGCAACUCGAUCCGCGGCAUCCUCAAGUACCUCGACGGCAUCUCGGACGACGAGAUCACCAGCCUCGAGGUGCCCACCGGCAUCCCGCUCGUCUAUGAGCUCGACGCGGACCUCAAGCCGCUCCAGAUGAGCGGCGCCGUCGCGCCCCUCUCGGGCCGCUUCCUCGCCGACCCAGAGGCGCUGAAGAAGGCGCAGGAGGAGGUUGCAAACCAGUCCAAGCUGCGCUACGGCGUGAAGUGAGGCGCCGCUUCGCCCAAAGGGAAGCCAGCCGCGCAAUGCGCCGCCUUCGCCGCCCCGACAGCGCCAGCCCGGUCCAGCUGCGUUUUCUUUUCGCUUCGAGCGCCCUAGUGAAAGAAUGCCGGUCGCGGCGGUUAUAUC